This is a messenger RNA of Lasiosphaeria miniovina, 3040 nucleotides long. RefSeq names its product glycoside hydrolase family 2 protein. The transcript has 5 exons. The record is from RefSeq and is a predicted model, not a curated record. Gene Ontology annotation, biological process: carbohydrate metabolic process; glycoprotein catabolic process. Gene Ontology annotation, molecular function: beta-mannosidase activity. Bases 13 to 2766 code for a protein of 917 amino acids. NCBI's taxonomy places the organism in Eukaryota, Fungi, Ascomycota, Sordariomycetes, Sordariales, Lasiosphaeriaceae.
CCACAACACAACAUGAACUUCGGACUGAUUAUUCGGCUGGUGGCCAUUGUCUUGUUUGCCUUCUUUGGCGUCGGUUUUGGGACCGGCAGCACUGUUCUCGACCUCUCCGCGCAGAGAUGGACGCUGUCUAGCCUGCCGCUGAACAUCUCGGUUCGCGGCAGGGUGCCGUCCCACGUGCACCUGGACCUGUUUGAGGAGCGAGUCAUUGGAGAUCCCUACUAUGGGCUGAACGAUUUCAACCUGCGAUGGAUUGUGUGGAAUGACUGGAACUACACGACCAAGAUCAGCGGACUCACGUUCCUGCUCUUCAACGGGCUCGACACGUUCAGCAACAUCUCGCUCUGCGGGCAGCACGUCGCCGUCACGGACAACCAGUUCCGGCAGUACUUCUUCAACGUCACAGACAUGCUAGCCCGCUGCAACAACAGCACAUCACGGCCCGAGCUGAACGUGCUGUUCCCGAGCGUGCCCGUCGCGGCGAACGGCAUCGCCAGCCAGCCGGGCCAGGAGACGUGGCCGCAGUACGUGCAGAUCCUGUUCGAGUUCGCCAACCGGCAUUUUGUGCGCAAGGAGCAGUCGGAUUUCGGCUGGGACUGGGGCCCCGGGUUCGUGCCGACGGGGAUAUGGCAGAAGGCGUGGCUCGUGUCGCUCGAGCCCGGCGAGGUGCACGUCCGCAACACGCUGCUCGACGUCUACCGCGUGGGACAGCUGCCGAACCUGCCGCCCGACCAGACGCAGGACUGGGUGCUCAACGCCAGCGUGGACGUCCUCAAUGUCGUCCCGGCCGGCUCGUUCCUGAACUACACCAUUGCGGACGCGGCGACGGGGGAGAUGGUGAGCGCUGGCUCGCUAUCGAACAUCACCAACCCCGGCGAUGUCAUUGGCGGGACCACGGUGCUCGACCAGGCGGCGUACAAGCUCUGGUGGCCGGCAGGCCUGGGCGCGCAGAACCUCUACACGGUCACAAUUGACAUCAUCUCGCCCUCUGGCAAGAUCUUGGCGUCCGUGUCCAAGAGAACUGGGUUCAGGACCAUCUUGCUCGACAUGGCCGAGGUGACAGACGACGAGAUAGACCAGGGCAUUGCUCCCGGCAGCCACUGGAACUUCGAGAUCAAUGGCAACCCGUUCUACGUCAAAGGCAGCAACUUCAUCCCGCCCGACGCCUUCUGGCCGCGCGUGACGCCGGCCAAGGUCAGGCAGCUCUUCGCGGCGGCCGUCGACGGCAACCAGAACAUGCUGCGUGUGUGGGCCAGCGGGGCGUAUUCGCCCGACUUCAUGUACGACCUGGCCGACGAGAUGGGGCUGCUGCUGUGGAGCGAGUUCGAGUUCGGCGACGCGCUGUACCCGAUCGCGCCGGGCUUUCUGGAGAACUGCCGGCUCGAGGCCAACUACCAGGUGCGGCGGAUCAACCACCACCCGUCGCUUGCGCUGUGGGCGGGCGGCAACGAGCUCGAGAACCUCGAGCUGGGGAUCCUGGUCAACUACACGGCGGAAGACCAGUUCGAGCGGUACCGGGACGAGUACGAGAUGCUGUUCCUCGAGACCCUGCUGCCGGCCGUGUUCGGCAACAGCCACAGCAUCACGUACAUGCCGUCCAGCACCAACAACGGGGCGACGCUGAACUUCAGCAGCCCGAUCCCGGUCAAGGAGAGAUACUUCAACCUCACUAGCGGCUCCAUCUACGGGAACACGGACUACUAUAACUACGUGGCGUCGCAGGCGUUCAACCUGUCGGCAUAUCCCGUGGGCCGUCUGUCGACCGAGUUCGGGUUCCAUAGCAUGCCGAGCGUGGCGAGCUGGCGCAACGUGCUGCCCGCCGACGAGCUGCGCUUCAACAGCACGACCGUCAUGCUGCGCAACCACCACCCGCCGGCGCGGGGGCUCGACACGGCUAACUUUUACAACAGCUCCGUGGGCCAGGGGGAGAUGACCAUAGCCGUGCAGCAGCACUACCCGGCGCCCAACAAGACGGACGCGGUCGGCAACUUCUCGGCGUGGAGCUGGUCCACUCAAGUCUUCCAGGCCGACUUCUACCGCAGCCAGAUCCAGUUCUACCGCGUGGGCAGCGGGCAGCCGAACCGGCAGCUGGGGAGUCUGUACUGGCAGCUUGAAGAUAUCUGGCAGGCGCCGACGUGGGCCGGCAUCGAGUACGAGGGCCGGUGGAAGGUGCUGCACAACGUUGCCAAGGACAUCUACCAGCCGGUGGUCCUCGCGCCGCUGUGGAACCUGACGUCUGGUCUGCUGCACGUGUACGCGGUGAGCGACCUGUGGACCGAGGUCACAGGCACGGCGACGAUAUCGUGGGUUGACUGGUCGGGCAACGUGUUGCCGGGAAUCGCGACGGAGGGCAACAACCGACCUGGUGUUGCCAGCGGGGCGAACAACGCCAGCAACGCCCUGUUGGUCGCCACGCUGACGGCAACCGGGACGCCCGUCAACACAAACGCGACCAAGACGUAUACGCAUACCAGCUACUGGACGCCAACUCCACUUAGCAGUGCGGCGCUGGUAGACCCAGGCCUGGCUGUGAACCACGACAAGGUUAGAGACCAGUUUGUUGUCACGGCGAAGACGGGGACUAGCGUGUGGACGUGGCUGAGUGCCAGCCUGGACGACGACGUUGUUGUGAACUUUGAUGUCAACGCGUUCCUGCUGCUGAAGGGCCAGGCCAAGAGGGUCAACUACACGGUGCUGAGCGGCGGGGCUGAAGGCUGGCGCGAGAGAGUGACGGUCCUCAGCAUGUGGAACAACACGCUGGCUUCGUAGCGCCUUCUUGGCUACUACUGAGGUCGCCCGUCUCGAAGUGCUGUAAUUAGCCUAUCUUGUUAAGUAUAUCCACGCUCUCGGAUUCCUGAAUAUGGGCUGCGCGGCCUCGAGUGUCUCGUGCCUACCUACUCUCCAUCCCCCGAGACACAUCCAUCUUUCCAUAUUCCCGAGAUCAGCAACCGACUCUUGGCAAAACUCGCUGCAUCGUAGACCUCGGAGAAGGGUGCGGGGUAGGUGACUAGUGGGUCGCUGCAGGCGGUCCGCCCUAGAAGGC